AAACAGAUGACCACAAAAUACUCACCAUACUACCUCAUGUUUGGACGAGAGGCUCGGUAUCCCUCUGAAAUUCCAGAGCAUCUUGAGAUUGACAACACUGUUGAGGAGGCAGUUGGAGCAGAGGAAAUCUCUGUGAACAUUGAGCGACAUACUAAACUUUUGGAGGUUGUCAGGGAAAACCUCUCAAAAGGUCAUGACAAAACAAAGGGCAAGAUAAAACCUGAUUAACAGCCUGAGCUGAAAGUAGGGGACAAGGUUUUGAGGAAAAAUGUCCGAAAUAGUAGCAGAAAAGGGGGUAAGCUGGAAGCUAGCUUCCUAGGGCCUUUUACUAUUGUGGCCAUGCAGGGAAAGAGUGCUGACCUUCAAGAUCAGAAAGGAGUGAUCUAUCCAAGGAUCAAUGUUGACCAGCUGAAGCUCACCUUUGACCCCGUCCCCAGAGUUCCACACAAAAAUCUUAGGAACCAACCAACUCCCCCCACAGCUCCAGCUCCCCAACCACCAGCUCCAACUCCUACACCUUCCUCAGUUCCAGCUACCCCACCAUCAGCUCCAGCUACCCCACCAUCAGCUCCAGCUACCCCACCAUCAGCUCCAAUUUCUCCACCAUCAGCUCCAGCUCCAGCUCCGACACCCUCCGCAGCUCCAGCUACCCCACUUUCAGCUCCAACUGCCUCCGCAGCUCCAGCUCCUCCACCAUCAGCUCCAGCUCCAACUUCUCCUGCAGCUCCAGCUCCCCCAUCGCCUGCUUUCACUCCCAGACACACAAAAACUGUAGCAGAGAAGUACGUCAGAGAUGCCUGGGCUGGAAAUGUUUCCCAUGUCCUCCUGUCCAAAGUGGGGGCAUACAAAAUGUUUUAUUGGGACAUAUCCCAAAUUGGACCAAAUAUGGAGAUGGAAAGUGAGGCUAUCAAUGCAUACAUGUCAAUCAUUGUGAGGGAUCACAACGCCCAAAACACACAAAAAGCAGCUGUGAUUGACUCUUUUGCAAUGACGGCAAUAUGGCAAGGAAAAUCCUCAAGAAUUAAGAUCAAACCCCUGGACUACCACAUUCUUUUGGGGAUCAUAAAUCAAAACCAUCACUGGAUAUUGGCGGCUAUCUAUCCACAUGAAAAAAGAUCCCUGCUAAUGGAUCCUCUGGGAGAGUCCAAACAAAAUAUAAAGCGAUGUUUGGAGAGAACAAGGGCUUUCCUUAGAAACAAGGGAUGCAAUGUGUCAAGGUGGACAUGUGACACAGUCGAACACCCCUUCCAAACAGAUGGCACCUCAUGUGGAGUGUUUUCACUGAAGUUUGCAGAAAAAAUCCUACAAAAUGAGAGAAUUCAUUUCAGUGCUACCCAACAGGCCAUCAACAGAUACAGGAUGGAAAUAGCUGUCACUCUCCUCCUACAGACUGAUGACCUAAAUGACUUGUGCUUCUAUUGUGGGACAAAGGAGCAUGAGACAGACAUUGACUGGGUAAGAAAAAAGAGCAACUGUGCAGCUGGGGGACUCCAGACAGAAGAACAACCAGACCAGUUGAAGAUAGAGGUGGUGUCAGUGACAGAGGAGGACCUCCCCACUGUCGAGACCCCAAACACUGUGAAUGUCAGCCCCCUCGACAGCUUCGUUGCAGACGUCCAAUCAGAAAAGGUUCCAGCCAAACCUGCAGAACCCGAGCCUCCAGUUUCACCCAGCCCGACCAUGCCCAUCACCAAGGUGCAGCCCUUUUUAAAUGAGGAUGACUUGGAAAAAGGCUGGAAGACCAGAGUGCUUGCCCAUCGCUUCGAGCUGCUAAUCGCUCUUUGCCUGAUCUCCGGGAUCACUCUUGCUCUCAGCAUCGGUCUUGGAGUGGGUCUCAGCUGUGUGGGACAGUACCGCUGUGGUUCUUCAUCUCAGUGUGUCCGGGCUUCGGCUCAGUGUGAUGGGGUGGUCAACUGUGACAACCAGGAUGACGAGCUCGGCUGUGUGCGUCUGAGCGGCCAGAGCUCUGUCCUCCAGGUUCAGAGGAGAGGAGAAUGGAGGACGGUCUGUGCAGAGGACUGGAACAACUGGCUGGGCAUCUCCGCCUGCAAACAGCUGGGAUACUCCAGGUAUGUGGAGUCCUUUUUUGUCUCUCAGACCUCCAUUGAACCGAACCUUCAGACCACCCUGGUUUCCUUCAACGUCAAUCAGUCAGAGAUCUUGAAGCUUCAGAAUGCUGCCACCCACAGACCUCAGUACAACACUCGUGUUGUUGGGGGCAACCUCUCUAAAACAGGUCAGUUCCCCUGGCAGGUCAGUCUUCAUUUCAAGAGGGAACACAUGUGUGGAGGCUCCAUCAUAACGUCGAGUUGGAUCCUAACUGCAGCACACUGUGUGUAUGGGUUUGAGAACUCCUCCUUGUGGACGGUCCAUGUUGGCAUAACAGAGCAGCUGAUCCACGGGGCCCAGUCUCUGGCUGUGAAGAAUAUCAUAUACCAUGCUCGCUACUGGCCCAAAGGACUGGACUAUGACAUCGCUCUGAUGAAACUGUUCAAUCCACUUGUUUUUAACGGCCUUGUGGAGCCCAUCUGCCUGCCCAACUAUGGAGAAGAGUUUAUAGAGGGCACCAAAUGCUGGAUCUCUGGCUGGGGAGCAACAGAAGAAGAUGGCGAGACCAGCAUAGUUCUGCGCUCAGCCAUAGUACCACUCAUCUCGACCAAGACCUGCAACCAACCAGAGGUUUACAAAGGCUUAAUCUCCUCCUGGAUGAUCUGUGCAGGAUACCUGGAAGGGGGCGUUGACUCCUGUCAGGGGGACAGCGGGGGUCCUCUUGCCUGUGAAGUCUCAUCGGUGUGGAAGCUGGUUGGGGUGACCAGCUGGGGGAUUGGAUGUGCUCAGAGGAACAAACCAGGCGUGUACACUCGCAUCACAGAGUCGCUCAGAUGGAUCCACCAACAGAUGGAGAGAGAAGAGGCUCAAAGUUUAACAUCUCACAGAACCGACAACUGACCAUCUUCUAACAAGAAACUCAGUGAAGACGAGCUGCAACACAC
Melanotaenia boesemani (Boeseman's rainbowfish) is the source of this 2993-nucleotide messenger RNA. It is a transcript of the gene tmprss3a, whose product is annotated as transmembrane serine protease 3a. The record is from RefSeq and is a predicted model, not a curated record. Lineage: Eukaryota; Metazoa; Chordata; Actinopteri; Atheriniformes; Melanotaeniidae. The transcript has 21 exons. The coding region runs from base 340 to 2949 and encodes 869 amino acids. Gene Ontology annotation, cellular component: membrane. Gene Ontology annotation, biological process: proteolysis. Gene Ontology annotation, molecular function: serine-type endopeptidase activity; protein binding; cysteine-type peptidase activity.